CCGCGCUCCGCAGGCGGAGAGGCCAGGGCCAGGCCGCGCGUCCUGCGCAGCCGAGGUCCCCCAGCGCCCCCUACAGCUACGCGCGGGGGCAGAUGGAGCCCGACCCUGCACCUCCGCACCACGCCGGGGACCCCACCCAGCGGCCAGCGCCCCGGGACUGCGCGGACACCCGCAGCUCCUGGCAGCAGUAUCGGGGCGUGGGACACGGCGGGCGCGCGGCAUCCCAGGCCGCCCGGAUCGCCCCGCCCGCGGCUGGCGACUUCCCCUCCCCCUCCCUCCCUCCUUUCCUCUCUCCUGCCGGGGCCGGACACACUGCGCCUCUUCUCUUGGGGCGCUCUUUCCCCUGGGCCAACCGUCGCAUGUCGCGCAACUUCGGGGCAGCGGCCGUUGGUGUUGAAUGAUCCCGGCCGAGAGCUCAUGGCUGGAGAAGCGAGGCGCGGCCUCAGCCCCGGAGGGGCCGCUGUCUGGAAGGUGGCGAUGCUGUGGCCGUUGCUGGUCCGGACAGGGAGCCCCUACAACGUGGACACCGGGAGCGCGCUGCUUUUCCAGGGUCCUCCCGACACGCUGUUCGGCUACUCAGUGGUGCUGCACAGCCACGGGGGGAACCGAUGGCUUGUAGUGGGGGCACCCACUGCCAACUGGCUCGCCAACACUUCAGUGGUCAAUCCCGGGGCGAUUUACAGAUGCAGGAUUGGAAGGAACCCAGGUCGGACGUGCGAACAGCUCCAGCUGGGUAGCCCAACUGGAGACCCUUGUGGGAAGACUUGUUUGGAAGAGAGAGACAAUCAGUGGUUGGGGGUCACGCUUGCCAGACAGCCAGGCGAAAAUGGAUCCAUCGUGACUUGUGGGCAUAGAUGGAAAAAUAUAUUUUACAUAAAAACCGAAAAGCUCCCUACUGGUGUCUGCUAUGGCAUGCCCCCUGAUUUACGAACAGAACUGAGUAAAAGAUUAGCUCCAUGUUAUCAAGAUUUUGUGAGAAAAUUUGGAGAAAAUUUUGCAUCAUGUCAAGCUGGAAUAUCUAGUUUUUAUACAGAGGAUUCGAUUGUGAUGGGAGCCCCAGGGUCAGCUUAUUGGACUGGUUCUGUUUUUGUCUACAAUAUAACCACAAAUAAAUACAAGGCUUUUUCAAACAGACACAAUGAAGUGAAAUUUGGAAGUUAUCUAGGAUAUUCGGUUGGAGCGGGUCACUUUCGGAGUCAGCACACCACCGAAGUGGUUGGGGGGGCUCCCCAGCAUGAACAGAUCGGCAAAGCAUACAUAUUCAGCAUUGAAGAAAGAGAACUAAUUGUCUUACAUGAAAUGAAAGGUAAAAAGCUUGGCUCAUAUUUCGGAGCUUCUGUGUGUGCCAUGGACCUCAAUGCAGACGGCUUCUCGGAUCUGCUUGUGGGAGCUCCCAUGCAGAGCACCGUCAGAGAGGAAGGAAGAGUGUUCGUGUAUAUUAACUCCGGCUCGGGAGCAGUAAUGAAUGAAAUGGAAACAGAACUCAUUGGAAGUGAUAAAUACGCUGCAAGAUUUGGGGAAUCUAUAGUUAAUCUCGGUGACAUUGACAAUGAUGGCUUUGAAGAUGUUGCAAUUGGAGCUCCACAAGAAGACAACUUGCAAGGUGCUAUUUAUAUCUACAAUGGCCGUGUAGAUGGAAUCUCAUCAACUUUCUCACAGAGAAUCGAAGGACUUCAAAUUAGCAAAUCAUUAAGUAUGUUUGGACAGUCGAUAUCAGGACAUAUUGAUGCAGAUAACAAUGGAUAUAUAGAUGUAGCCGUUGGAGCUUUUCGGUCUAAUUCUGCUGUGUUGCUAAGGACAAGACCAGUAGUGAUUGUUGAAGCCUCUUUAAACCACACUGAGUCAGUAAAUAGAACAAAAUUUGACUGUGUUGAGAAUGGAUUGCCUUCUGUGUGCAUGGAUCUAACCCUUUGUUUCUCAUAUAAGGGCAAAGAAGUUCCAGGUUACAUUGUUUUGUUUUAUAACAUGAGUUUGGAUGUGAGCAGAAAAGCAGAGUCUCCAUCAAGAUUUUAUUUUUCUUCUAAUGGAACUUCUGACAUAAUUACUGGAAGAAUAAAAGUAUCAAGCAGAGUAACUAAAUGUACAACACAUCAAGCAUUUAUGCGGAAAGAUGUGCGAGACAUCCUCACUCCAAUUGAGAUUGAAGCCGCUUACCACCUUGGGCAUCACGUCAUCAGUAAACGCAGCACAGAGGAAUUCCCACCACUUCAGCCAAUUCUUCAGCAGAAGAAAGAAAAAGACAUAAUUAAGAAAACAAUAAAAUUUGCAAGGUUUUGUGCCCAUGAAAAUUGUUCUGCUGAUUUACAGGUUUCUGCAAAGAUUGGAUUUUUGAAGCCACAUGAAAAUAAAACCUACCUUGCUGUUGGGAGUAUGAAGACAUUAAUGUUAAAUGUAUCCUUGUUCAACGCUGGAGAUGACGCAUAUGACACGACUCUGCACAUCACACUACCCACAGGUCUUUACUUCAUUAAAAUUUUAGACCUGGAAGAGAAACAAAUAAACUGUGAAGUCUCAGACCACUCUGGCAUAGUAAAACUUGACUGCAGCAUUGGUUAUAUAUAUGUAGAUCACCUCUCAAGGAUAGAUAUUAGCUUUCUCCUAGAUGUGAGCUCACUCAGCAGAGCAGAAGAGGACCUCAACAUCACAGUGCUUGCCAACUGUAUAAAUGAAGGGGAAAUGGACAAUCUGAAACAUAACAAAGUGACUGUAGCAAUACCUCUGAAGUAUGAGGUAAUCCUUAAUGUUCAUGGGUUUGUAAGCCCAACUUCAUUUGUGUAUGGAUCAAAUGAUGAAAAUGAGCCUGAAACGUGCAUGGCAGAGAAAAUUAACCUCACUUUCCAUGUUAUCAACACUGGCAAUAGCAUGGCUCCAAAUGUUAGUGUGGAAAUAAUGAUACCAAAUACUUUUCUACCCCAAACUGAUAAGCUGUUCAAUAUUUUGGAUGUCCAGACUACUGCCGGAGAAUGCUAUUUUAAAAAUUAUCAAAGAGAGUGUAUGUUGGAACAGCAAAAGGGUGCAAUGCAGUCAUUGAAAGACAUAUUUCAAUUUUUGUCCAAGACUGAUAAGAGGCUAUUGUACUGCAUGAAAGCUGAUCUACAUUGUUUAAAUUUCCUAUGCAAUUUGGGGAAAAUGGAAAGUGGAAAAGAAGCCAGUGUUCACAUUCAGUUGGAAGGUCGGCCAUCCCUGUUAGAAAUGGAUGAGACUUCAGCACUCAAAUUUGAAAUAAGAGCUACAGCAUUUCCAGAGCCAAAUCCAAAAGUUUUUGAACUAAACAAGGAUGAGAAUGUUGCACAUGUUCUGCUGGAAGGAUUACAUCAUCAAAGACCCAAACGUCAUUUCACUAUAGCAAUCAUCUCAAGUAGCUUGCUACUUGGACUUAUUGUACUUUUAUUGAUUUCAUAUGUUAUGUGGAAGGCUGGCUUCUUUAAAAGACAAUACAAAUCUAUUUUACAAGAAGAAAACAGAAGAGACAGUUGGAGUUAUAUCAACAGUAAAAGUGAGAGUGAUGACUAAAGACUUCUUUCAAAUGGAAAGAACAGAAAACAGACUCAGGAUUUAUGAAAAAAAUAAGGCACUGUUUACAAGAAAA
Messenger RNA from Nycticebus coucang (slow loris), 3589 nucleotides. It is a transcript of the gene ITGA4, whose product is annotated as integrin subunit alpha 4. Gene Ontology annotation, biological process: integrin-mediated signaling pathway; cell-matrix adhesion; cell adhesion mediated by integrin. Gene Ontology annotation, molecular function: integrin binding. Lineage: Eukaryota; Metazoa; Chordata; Mammalia; Primates; Lorisidae. The record is from RefSeq and is a predicted model, not a curated record. Bases 418 to 3513 code for a protein of 1031 amino acids. Gene Ontology annotation, cellular component: integrin complex; external side of plasma membrane. The transcript has 28 exons.